Messenger RNA from Oncorhynchus masou masou (cherry salmon), 1122 nucleotides. Its product is annotated as mitochondrial carrier homolog 2-like. Lineage: Eukaryota; Metazoa; Chordata; Actinopteri; Salmoniformes; Salmonidae. The transcript has 13 exons. Gene Ontology annotation, cellular component: mitochondrion; membrane. Gene Ontology annotation, biological process: positive regulation of apoptotic process. Bases 53 to 958 code for a protein of 301 amino acids. The record is from RefSeq and is a predicted model, not a curated record.
CCUUCUCUUCCCAGCUGGUGGGAGGAGAAGAAUCCUGUCAGUUUGCUCCAACAUGGCGGACACGUGUGGCCAAGUACUUCUGGGGUCUGGAUUAACGGUCCUUUCCCACCCCCUCAUGUACAUCAAAGUUCUAGUUCAGGUUGGCCAUGAACCUCUCCCUCCCUCCCUUGGAAGAAACCUGUUUGGUAGACAAGUGUACCAGCUGCCUGGAUUGUUUGCCUAUGCGAAGCACAUCAUAAAGAUUGAUGGCAAGGCAGGUCUCUUUAAUGGCCUAGCCCCCCGGCUCUGUGCAGGGACCAUCGGCACCCUCGUACACAGCAGAGUCUUGCAGAGAUGCCAGGAUGCAGGCAAAUAUGAGGUGUCUGGAACCAGUCAGAAAGCUGAAGAGGGAUCUUUACAGCAUGUUGUGAAUGAGACAACCAAAGAGAUGAUAGCCCGCUCCUGUGCCACGAUCGUCACGCACCCCUUCCAUGUGAUCACCUUGAGAUGCAUGGUCCAGUUUAUCGGUAGAGAAACCAAGUACAGUGGAGUGUUUGAUUCCAUCGUCACUGUCUACAAGAAUGAAGGAGUUCUGGGAUUCUUUGCGGGCCUUAUUCCUCGUUUGCUGGGUGACGUGCUCUCUCUGUGGAUCUGCAACAUGCUUGCCCACCUCAUCAACACAUACGCCAUUGAUGACUCAAUGAGUCACACAGGAGAAAUAAAGAACUGCUCUCAGGCUGUGACUGGGUUCUUUGCCAGUAUGCUCACAUACCCCUUUGUUUUGGUGUCAAACCUCAUGGCUGUCAAUGACUGCGGGCUGGCUGGCGGUCUCCCUCCCUAUGCUUCUAUAUAUCCAACCUGGGUGGACUGCUGGAGGCACCUGAGCCUAGAGGGAAACAUGAGCAGAGGCAACAGUUUAUUUUUCCGGAAGCUGCCUGUGGGGAAGACGUAUGCAAUCGACCAGAAGAGAUUUUUUUGAAGUCUUGAACUACCUGCAUAGAAUCUAAUUGUAAUUAUAUAAAUUGACAUUGCCUGAAUGGGGGUGGAUCGCUGGCAUCUAAUCCUUUGUAUGCACUUGUUUACUAUACUUUUUUUUUUUUUUUUUUUUUUACCUGUCAUCAAGUAAAGAUAAAACUGCUUUGA